Messenger RNA from Musa acuminata AAA Group (dessert banana), 966 nucleotides. RefSeq names its product receptor-like protein EIX2. The record is from RefSeq and is a predicted model, not a curated record. The coding region runs from base 10 to 966 and encodes 318 amino acids. Lineage: Eukaryota; Viridiplantae; Streptophyta; Magnoliopsida; Zingiberales; Musaceae. Gene Ontology annotation, molecular function: protein binding. The transcript has 2 exons.
GCUUACUCAAUGGCUGUUGUUGGCGUUGGCUGCAAUGGCGAAUCUAUUUGCUCAAAGCAUGUCACCAUGCUCACGGCCGUAAUUAUGAACUUUGGAGUCAUCUCCUGUUGUCUCGGCCAUGCCGGGGGGGAUCAUGAUGGCCAUCUCGGGGCGAAGGGGGGAAGCUGCAUAGAGAGCGAGAGGAGAGCUCUCCUAGCCAUCAGAUCCGAUAUGUACGACUCCGGCAAAAGAUUCUCUUCUUGGAUCGGUGAAGAUUGCUGUAACUGGAGAGGAGUGACCUGCGAUGACAACACCAGCCAUGUCAUCAAGCUCGACCUCCACUAUCUCGACACUCACAAUUUCUACACAUAUGAUUUGGAUGACGAUGACGAUAUGUGCUUCAUGUUAGAAGGGAUGGGUGCAAGCGAGGUAAAUCCUGCUUUGCGUGAUCUGAAGCAUUUGAAAUAUCUGGAUUUGAGCAUGAAUAAUUUCUCCGACGCCCACAUUCCCCACAUGAUUGCUUCACUUGUGCAUUUGGAAUAUCUUAACCUAUCCAAUGCCAUGUUUGGUGGACUAAUACCUUCUCAACUGGGGAACCUCUCCAACCUACACUUCCUCGAUCUUGGAGGAUGUGGAUUUACUGAUCUACGAGCUGAUGACCUUGAAUGGCUCUCCCAAAUUCCUUCUCUAAAAUAUGUUGAUAUGAGUUUUGUCGAUCUCUCUAAAGCAACUAAUUGGCUUCACCAAGUUAAUUGGAUCCCCAGUCUUAAAGUAUUGCACUUGGGGUGGGCAAAUCUCCCUUGUGUUCCAUCACCUUUGCCCCCAUUUAAUUUGACUUCAAUUGUAAAGCUGGAUCUCUCUGGUUAUUCCAACUUGAACACAACAAUUCUAAGAUGGCUCUCUCAUGCUAGCAGCCUUAUAUAUCUUAAUCUUUUUGACUGCAGUGGUGUUGAUAUUGAUUCACUACAAGAGAAAUUUUUGGAAUAA